CCGGGGGCUCCUUCCCAGACCUGUUUCGUGACUUCUUUCGAAUGGUGCUUCAAGAGGCAGCUUGUGGACUUGGUGAUGGAGGGGGUGUGGCAGGAGCUGCUGGACAGUGACCAGAUUGAGAUCUGUGUGGCCGACUGGUGGGGUGCCCGAGAGAACUGCGGCUGCAUCUACCGGCUCCGGGUCCGCCUUCUGGACGUGUACGAAAAUGAAGUGGUCAAGUUCUCGGCCUCACCCAACCCGGUCCUUCAGUGGACUGAGAGAGGCUGCCGACAGGUCUCCCACGUCUUCACCAACUUUGGCAAGGGCAUCCGAUAUGUGUCUUUUGAGCAGUAUGGGAGAGACACACGCUCCUGGGUGGGGCACUACGGCGCGCUUGUGACCCACUCCAGUGUGAGGGUGAGGAUCCGCCUAUCGUAGCCCAUCAGCCUGAUCAGGCCUUCCAGGACCUACUACCACCUGCCAGACAUCAUUGCCAAUCAAGGGCAACUUUGUAGCCAGGAGCCAGAGGAUGCCCAGGGACAGCUGGGAGUCUUGUGUGGCUUGUUCCCCACCAGCUUCCAGCAAACUCCAUGUGCUGCUGCUUCUGCAUCGUGGCCCAUGUGCUGCUCGAGAAACCAGGGAUCCAACCCGGCUGUUCACAGCUUCCCGAGUCAGGGGGUUCAAGGAAUAACUGAGACGUUUACUUUGCUUGCAAAUCCUUUUCUCAUGUGUGGAUGUCAGCUGAUAGAUUGAGUCAAAAAACAAAGGCCAAGACAGGGUUGCUUAUGGGGAAAAGCUGCUGACAAUCUGGGACAGUGUCUCUUGUCCUGUUUUCGGGCUAAGCUGAUUGCUAGCAGGGAGCAGAGGCCAGUCAGAAAAGCCUGCCCUUUAGGGGACCACCAGGGGCAUCGAAAGGAACCAUUUCUGUUUUGGGGAGUCUCUGGGACUCAGCUGUGGGGCCCGUGCAACCUCCUCCAGCACUGCCCCUCAGCACCUCCCCUUUGGGCCAGACUGGCACUGUUUCUUGCAGAAUCUGAGACCUCAGGGGAAGCUUGGCUCCUGUAAGGCAACACCCUCUUCUCCACUCAGCCCACUUGCAUACAAACUCCAUGAUCAAGGUGUGCCACGAGGGAAAGCUCUCCUGUCCCAACUCCCCUCAUGUCUCCUACUCUCCCCAGGUGGGCACAGCCACCAAACUAGCUCAAUAAAAUUGGUGCUAAACAUGA
Messenger RNA from Miniopterus natalensis, 1205 nucleotides. The record is from RefSeq and is a predicted model, not a curated record. Lineage: Eukaryota; Metazoa; Chordata; Mammalia; Chiroptera; Miniopteridae.